AUGGCGAGGCAGCUGCUCGUGGUGGCGAUGAUAGUUGUGGCGGUUGUCGCGCUCUUGUCUGCAGUGCCGAUGGUCGCAUCUAGCCCGUCCUGUCUGGACGAAAACGGACGGCCCUUCAAAGCUGAUGGAAAAAUUGCUGUGGUUGUCAGGAUCAUGGUGAAGGUGCCCACCCUGUCCAUGAGCUCCGAUCCCAACGCCGCAAGCGAGCCCCACGCUGAAGCUCACCGACAAGCGGCUGGAUACGAACAAGCGCGGGGCGCUGGGUGGCACCCUGGCGCAGGUGUACGCUGCGUCCCAGUCCAAGCACGGCUGGCUCCUCUACAAUG
Molecule: messenger RNA, 326 nt
Organism: Acanthamoeba castellanii str. Neff
Lineage: Eukaryota; Discosea; Longamoebia; Acanthamoebidae
Exons: 4
Source: RefSeq, a predicted model, not a curated record